GCGACCCUCCCGGUAGUGUCUCGUCGGAGCCAAAAUGGCGGACAGUGUGAACGCGGCUGCAGAAGCUGAUGUCGGUUAAAGAACGCACCCGGACCGUUAGACAUCCAGAACCCAGACCCCGCAGCACCGAGGACACCGGAGAGCCUCCUCAAGAAUAGAGCCGUCCCCCGGUACCUGCUGGACGGUGGAGAUGGCGGAGCGGAGGGUGGAGUGCACGUGGAAAAGACACGUGUCGGAGCAGCUGAAGCUCAGAGACAGACUGCAGAGACACGCCUUUGAGGAGAUUGUCCACCAGUAUAACCGUCUCCUGGAGAAAUCAGACCUGCAGGCCGUCCUCUCAGAACGAUACCAGGCGGACAAAUAUGACGUCCAGAGAGGACAUGAGACCAGUCCUGCAGACUCAAGUCGCAGCGACGCCCUGCAGCAGGAGAUGUCCCAGAUGAGGAUCAGACAUCAAGAGGAGCUGACGGAGCUCCACAAGAAACGAGGAGAGCUGGCUCAGAGUGUGAUCGAACUGAACAACCAGAUCCAGCAGAAAGACAAGGAGAUCCAGAGCAACGAGGCCAAGAUGUUGGAGUACCAGCAGCAGAUCGCCGGCCUGGAGGGAGACUGUCGGGACCUGAGGAGCAACCUGCAGGACCUGGAGAGGGCCAACCAGACGCUGAAGGACGAGUAUGACGCCCUGCAGAUCACCUUCUCUGCUCUGGAGGAGAAGCUGAGGAAGACCACUGAGGACAACCAGGAGCUGGUGUCCCGCUGGAUGGCUGAGAAGGCUCAGGAGGCCAACCGGCUCAACGCAGAGAACGAGAAAGACAGCAGGCGUCGACAGGCCAAACUGCAGAAGGAACUGGCAGACGCCGCCAAGGAGCCGCUGCCCAUUGACCCGGACGACGACAUCGAGGUGCUGGCUGAGGAUGCAGGGAAGGUGGGCGGAGAAACGUCACCGAACCGGCCACUCAGCAGGACGUCCAGUAAGAAGACCUCCCAGCCUCCUCCUGGUGGUCUCCUGGACUCCAUCUCCAACAUCUUCGGCGUGUCUGAGUGUGUCCAGCCUGGACUCGUCCCCCACUGCAGCAGGCGCCGACCUGCCAACUCUUUCAGCACUUCCCCGGAGAGCACCGAGGCGCCUUCAGGAGUCUGUGCAGAGGUCCGAGUGCCGUCCACGGCGCUGCAUGUCUUUGAAGCCCACGAUGGUGAAGUAAACGCAGUGAGGUUCAGCCCCGGCUCCCGUCUCCUAGCAACAGGAGGGAUGGACCGCAGGGUGAAGCUGUGGGAGGUGGUCGCUGGUCGCUGUGAGCCUAAAGGAGCUCUGACUGGCAGCAACGCUGGAAUCACCAGCAUUGAGUUCGACAGCGCUGGUUCCUACCUGCUGGCCGCCUCCAACGACUUCGCCAGUCGGAUCUGGACGGUGGACGACUACCGACUGAGGCACACCCUGACGGGUCACAGUGGGAAGGUUCUGUCAGCUCGCUUCCUAUUGGACAACGCCCGGAUCGUCUCUGGGAGCUACGACCGGACGCUCAAACUGUGGGACCUGCGCAGCAAAGUCUGUAUGAAGACGGUGUUUGCCGGCUCCAGCUGUAACGACAUUGUGUGCACAGAGCAGUGUGUGAUGAGCGGACAUUUUGAUAAGAAGGUCCGGUUUUGGGACAUCAGAGCAGAGAGCAUUGUGCGGGAGCUGGAGUUGUUGGGCAGAGUGACGUCUCUGGACCUGAACCAUGACCGCAGUGAGCUGCUCACCUGCUCCAGAGACGACCUGCUGAAGAUCAUCGACCUGCGCACCAACGCCGUCCGGCAGACCUUCAGCGCUCAGGGCUUCAAGUGUGGAGCUGAUUGGACCAGAGUGACGUUCAGUCCUGACGGCAGCUACGUGGCUGGAGGCUCGGCAGACGGAGCUCUGUACGUCUGGAACGUCCUGACGGGGAAAGUGGACCGAACUCUGGACCGGAACCACAACUCUGCCAUUAACUCGGUGUCGUGGUCGCCGUCUGGAGCGUACGUCGCCAGCGUGGAGAAAGGCAGCAAAGCCAUCCUGUGGUCCGACAUGUGACUGGAUGAGGAAGGACUGCUCUGUGGAGGCCGGCUGCUGCUUCAGCCACAUGUUUUCUGAGUUUUAAUGUUGUUCGUUUUAAGUGUGACAGAAGAAGACUGUUGGUGGCUCUGACGGUUAAUAAAGUUUUAUCUGCUGGACGGACUGCGACGUCUUCGUCCGGCUCAGAGACGUUUUCAGGCUGAAGGAAGAGGACAAGCUGAGGACAGGACUCUGAUUUAACUCCAUAUCUCAUUACAGAACCACUGUUUGAUCACAUGAUGAUGAUGAUUAAAGGGACGAGGAAAGA
Molecule: messenger RNA, 2339 nt
Organism: Acanthochromis polyacanthus (spiny chromis)
Lineage: Eukaryota; Metazoa; Chordata; Actinopteri; Pomacentridae
Product: autophagy-related protein 16-1-like
Exons: 21
Coding region: 191-2050 (619 amino acids)
Biological process (GO): autophagosome assembly; negative stranded viral RNA replication
Cellular component (GO): autophagosome membrane
Molecular function (GO): protein binding
Source: RefSeq, a predicted model, not a curated record